Messenger RNA from Prosopis cineraria, 669 nucleotides. RefSeq lists its product as uncharacterized. The record is from RefSeq and is a predicted model, not a curated record. The coding region runs from base 1 to 669 and encodes 222 amino acids. Lineage: Eukaryota; Viridiplantae; Streptophyta; Magnoliopsida; Fabales; Fabaceae. The transcript is spliced from 6 exons. Gene Ontology annotation, molecular function: protein binding.
AUGCAAAUUGCGAAGAAUAGGAAACAGAUACGUCCAUCAUGGCAGACACUAACGCUGAUAAAGUCAUAUUCAUCACUGGCUGAGCUUGAAAUCUAUGAAUCUCACGUGUUUGAAGUCAUUGGCCACAACUGGAAGAUGAUCUUGCAUCUUCGUGGAAAGAAAGAAGCCAAUAGUGAUUGGCGUAUCUCUCUAUAUGUAGCAAUUGCAAAAACGGAGGAUCUCCCUGCUGGUUGGGAAAUGAAGAGAAAGCGGUUGAAACGAUAUCAUGUAGCAAAGACACAGCAGGGAUUUGAUGAACUGCUUCCUACGGAUACAUUCGAAGAUGUCACCAAUGGAUAUCUUGUUGAUGAUUCAUGUGCAUUUGGAGCAGAAAUCUUCGUAUACGAAUAUUGUGGGAAUUGGGAAUGUGUUUCCCCAGCGAUUAAGGAUCCAUCAUUUGGUACAUAUGCAUGGAAGUUAUGUAACUUCUCCAAAAUCGGAAAGAAAUAUUGUGACUCUGAAUCAUUCAUUGUUGAAGGAACAAAAUGGAAUUUGAGACUUCAUGCAAACGGCAGUAGGAUCAAAGAGUGUCUGUCCAUUUUUCUCAUUUUGAAUGAAGAUGAAAGCACGACAUCAAAGAAACGAUUACAAAAUUUUGCGAAGCCGAACGGUUCAAAAAAUGAGAACUGA